Molecule: messenger RNA, 2870 nt
Organism: Mugil cephalus (flathead mullet)
Lineage: Eukaryota; Metazoa; Chordata; Actinopteri; Mugiliformes; Mugilidae
Product: fibroblast growth factor 13-like
Exons: 5
Coding region: 846-1601 (251 amino acids)
Biological process (GO): regulation of cell migration; cell differentiation; positive regulation of protein phosphorylation
Cellular component (GO): cytoplasm
Molecular function (GO): growth factor activity; fibroblast growth factor receptor binding
Source: RefSeq, a predicted model, not a curated record
AGGUGCCCUAUUGGGAGGAGAUGCCUAACCCCCUCCCCUCCACCCUCACACACCCUCUCGUGCACAUCACCUCCACGCACCCCCCCAGUCCGCUGGUGCUGCUCGGGGCGGGCAGGGCUGCAGCAGUUUUAUGAACGGCUGCAUCAUGAUCCCUGUGCCUCCGAACCAGCGCCGAGCUUCUUCAUUGACAAACACUCCGGCUGCUGCUGCAUCUCAUUUCUGUCACGGACGGCGUCGAGGAGCGGAGCGUGCAGGCUGGGGGGGCGAGGGGGUGCAGAGCAGCAGCAGCAGCAGCAGCAGCAGAGGAAGCAGCAGCAGCUGCAGUCAUCAUCAUCAUCAUCAUCUUCUUCUUCAGGAGCACCAACAACAACCCGUGAGCUGUUGAUUCGACUCCCGGACCCGGACUGGAUCACCGCGCACCCCCCCGCGUCUCCGCUGCGUCCACGCUCUCUCGGGACACCCAGGAGCAUCACCUGCGGAUUUAGAGACCUUUUCCCUCCCGGCGGACCCCCUGGAGGUGGGGGUGGGGGUGUGGGGGUUGUGAGGCGGCGUCGUUAACGCGCAAUUACCGGAUUUGUUUAAGGACUUCCAUUAAGCGCCCGGAUGGAGGAUUCUGGACGUUUUUCAGAGGCACGGAUGUCUGCGAGGCUGCAGCGGCCGGUGUGUGAUGUGAACUGAGCCGUGGGUGGCCUAGACCCCCCCUCCCCUUCCUCCUCCUCCUCCUCCUCCUCCCCGUCCUCCCCGUUCUCCUCCUCCCCCUCGCACCCCACACACCCCUACCGCGUUGUCCGCGUACGCCCUCUCCACCCGGGACGCACGGCCUCGUCUCGCUCCACCGGAGGGACAUGUCCCGGGCCGCGGCCAUCGCCAGUUCCCUCAUCCGCCAAAAGCGGCAGGCGAGGGAGCGGGAGAAGGCGAAUGCCUGCAGGGGCAGCGGCAGCCCGAGCAACAGCAAAGGCACCAACGAGAAGCCGAGCAAGCUCAACGUGUUCUCGCGUGUCAAAUUGUUUGGAUCGAGGAAGAAACGGAAGAGAAGGCGACCACCAGAGCCCCAGUUAAAGGGCAUAGUGACCAGACUCUCCAGUCGCCAGGGCUUCCAGCUGCAGAUGCAGCCUGACGGCACCAUCGACGGGACCAAGGACGAGGACAGCGCCUUCGCUGUGUUCAACCUGAUCCCCGUGGGGCUCCGUGUGGUGGCGAUCCAGGGCGUCCAGACCAAACUCUACCUGGCCAUGAACAACGAAGGCUUCCUCUACACCUCUGAACAUUUUACCUCGGAGUGUAAGUUCAAGGAGUCGGUGUUUGAGAACUACUACGUGACCUACUCGUCCAUGCUGUACCGGCAGCAGGCGUCGGGCCGGGCCUGGUACCUGGGCCUCAACAAGGAGGGCGCCAUCAUGAAGGGGAACCACGUGAAGAAGAACAAGGCCGCCGCACACUUCAUCCCCAAACCACUGAAAGUGGCCAUGUACCGGGAGCCCUCCCUCCACGACCUGACAGAACUGUCCCGUUCAGGCAGCGGGACCCCGACCAAGAGUCGCAGCGCUUCGGCUCUUCUGAACGGAGGGGGGAAGACACCCAGCAACAAUGACUUAUCCUAGCCCCACCACCCCUCACGCCCCCCCGAAUACAAACACACACACACACACACACACACACACACACAUACAUGCACACACAUGCACACACACACAGAUAUCUCAGGCCCCACACAUCAGGCUGGUGAGGGGGGGGGCAAUGGAGGAGGACAGGAUUGUGUUCUUCCACUUCUUAACGGAGCCCACUGUGACUGACUGUGAUGUAAAUAAAUCAAGGACAAUCAAAUCCAUCCGGCUCUGCAGAAGAGAGGGGACCCCCCCCCACCCCCCCAUCACCCUCACCCUCCCAUCGACACCCACCCGUCCACCCACCCACCCCUCGACAACUCUUCCUGCUGCAUCGUGACCGGACGGAGAGAACGGACAAGGGAGAGGACACAACAAGCCCAGACGGAUGGAGGAAGUCAGUCAGUCAGUCAGUCACACAGUCAAAUAAGCCGACUGUUACAGAGAACCAAAGAGUCAGAGCAGUAGCUCGCUAGCUUCGAUGCUACGAGAGGAGUAGCGGCCAGAGAGUUCCGGAGAGUCUUAAAUUAUUCUACCGUACGCUAUGUUUACACAGAGCUCAUGGGGUCAAGUCAUAUUUUUAAAAAUGACGAAACGUAUUCCUUGUACACUUAUGAGGACUCGACAUUAGUCUGCAUGCAGGUGUGUGUGUGUGUGAGCGAGACAGAGGUAGGUGUGAGUACACACUGGUCCUGCAGUAGGUGUACGAUAUGUGUGUGUGUGCACGCAUGUGUCUGGUGGGCGGGGUGUGGGGGGGUGGGUGGGGGGGGUGGAUUUUACCUUUUUAAGAUCUGUUGUACAUCAGACCAACCUCCCGAGGGCUUUAGCAGGUUAAUAUAAGGUUUACUGUAUAUGCUUCCAUGCUUACUUCUUACAAGCAACGCUGCUGUUUAUCUUUGCGUUUGUUGUUGUCGUCCCUCGCUGUUUGUUUGUUUGUUUGUUUGUUUGUUUGUUGUUGCAUGGAAGCUUGUGGACCUCUGCUCAGUAGCAGCAUGCCGAAGGUCCUUUCUUUUCCACCCCCGGGUCUUGCGUGUUCCUGACCAGGAGAGAACACUAGUGAGCCAAUAGUGUCGUACCAGAACACUAGUGAACCAACGCGAGGGUGUUAAAACACUACUGGACCAAUAAUAUCGCACCAGAACAUGAGCGGACCAAUGGUGUUGGACCAGAUCUUUGGUGAACCAAUGGGAGCACAGAUUAACUUAAUAUUUUGGUUCCUUGCUUUGGACAAACUAGAAAUGCACUAAAUAAAUUCUUUCUAGAGAA